Entrophospora sp. SA101 is the source of this 564-nucleotide messenger RNA. The record is from the annotation of a GenBank genome assembly. Lineage: Eukaryota; Fungi; Glomeromycota; Glomeromycetes; Entrophosporales; Entrophosporaceae.
AUGGAAACCAUAGAACAAUCACAAGAUGUCAAAGGAGACAUUCCUUCAAUUCCUUUUUCACCACUAUACUCACCACCUACAAGUCCAUCCAACUCGAAACCAUUCCCUUCUGCUUCACAAACUACUGGUAGACCAAGGGUCAAUGCAUUAUCAGAUCUAAUAGAAAGUGAAAAGGUUUAUGUAUCAGAUUUGAAAACUAUAUUACAGCGCGUAACAUCCUGCUGGGACAUUGACAAUUUACCGCCAACAGAAAUAGAUAAAAUGUUUCGUUUAAUUGAAGGCAUUUAUAAACGAAAUAGAAAAUUUUGCACGAAACUUGUUAAAAUUGGUGUAAACCCUAAUAAAGAAUUAGGUGAUAUACUUAUGACAUGGAACCCUCUUUUAGUAUUUCAUAUAUACUAUGUUAUCACAUUACUCAUAAUACGGAAAAAUGAAGAAGAAAAAAUUUUCUUAGAAAAACCAUCCUAUCACGCAACAUUAUUAACACCGUCAACACAAUUACUAGACGACGAAAAAAAUAAUCAUCCAACACAUACAAAACAUCGUAAAAAAACGCGAAAUUAG